AUGGCGGAUAUUGAUGCUCAGACGCAAGAGAAUGGCGUGAGUCAGAAAAAGCGGCGCGAGACGCUGUUGUUGGGGGGUGUAUCUGCGCCGAAGAAGAUUAAACUGGAAGAUGACACGCCGCCUGAGGCUAACCCGAAUACUAUUGAGGCCGUGAGAGAGAAAAAUAAGGCGCUGGAGAUUGACAUAAAGGAGAAGAAUCGACGUAUUGCUUACUUGACCGAGAAAUGUGAGGCGUUGUAUCGUUCACGAGGGAUAACUAGCGCGUCCUUCCGCUGCUUGAGGAGGCAGUGGUUUCAGCUGCAGGACGAGAUAUUGUCUGCAGUAAAGACAGUAGAUAUCUCUGCUAUAUCAGAUGAAAUGUCCAAAGAGGGAUGGCUUGCAGCAUUAGAUACUGUCAAUGACUUUGGACAGGUCCGUGUACGUGCUGAGGAGCUGGUUUUAAAUAUGCCAGAGUGGUUUACUACUGUAGCCAAAGACGUAGAGCAGGAAGAACCAGAUGCUGAUGUGUCAUUGCCUACAGAUGAUGAUGCCAUCGACGAUGCAUUUAUCAAAAUGGAUAAUAUAUCAAGUAUGGAAAAAGAAGUACACAAUCAACUCAAGCAGAAAAGGGAGAAAAUGAAAGAGUUGCUGCAGAAAUUGCUUACUAUAGUUGGAAGUAUUUCUGAGAACAAGACGAAACCUAUUGAGUAUGCCCAUAUUUUGCAAGAUAAACGAGCAGCAGUCGCGGAAACACUAGAGCUUAAGGGUCAGCUACAGGCGUGCAAAACUCGGAUAGCUGAGCUUGAACGCGAUAUGGAAUACAAGGAAACGGAGCGCCAUCGAGCUUGUCGAGACUACGACCGUUUGAGUGCAUUUAUUAAGCAACGGGGUAGUGUAAAUACGGAUCGUAUCGAAGACGACGAUACUAAAAGUGAACAAGUCACAGAUAGUAAGCAAUCGGUUAAGAAAACGACGUCAGAGCCGUCGAGUGCUGACACGGUGAAGCAGGAAGCACUUGCAAAAAAAGAGCAGGAGCACACCAAAAUGAUAGCAACUUUGAGAGAGAAUAUGGGAAUCUUGAGUACUAAGCUGUACCAAGAGCGUCAAAAGUUUGAUUUAAUGCGACGAGAGCUGGAAAAGUUCAAGGCACUGGAAGUGGCGUGGAAAAACGACGAAGCUGCGUUGGUCCAGGAUCACGAAGAGAAGCUCAAACAACUUCAAGAGGAGAAAACUCACGUUGACGAAGAGUACAAAAAACUUCUUUACAAAUCGAAGGAUCUGAAGCACCACAUGACCGAGAAGUGGGAAAAGAAGAUCAUAAAAAUUCAGGCGGAAAUGAGUAAAACAAAAUCACAGAUCGAUGGGUUGAAUCUAAAGAACGUAUCCCUACGAGAAAAGAUCUCGAAUGCAUCAACUUACAGAGAUCAGUUAUCGGAACUCAAACCGGAACUGGAAUCAGUAAAGCGUGAAAAUGCGAAAUUGAAGGCACAAAUGGAGCGCGAGCGGAGCCGGGCGGAUCAAUCUCAAAUUUCGGCAGAUAAUCACGAGAUCCAGAUACUGACACACAAGGUGGCAUUAUUGACCAAGGAGAAACUAGAAUUACAGCAGACGUAUAACAUGCUGAAACAUGCGGAGAUGAAGGACGCAGGUAAAAAACUGUCAGACGCACUAAAGCGGUUAUCAGAAGUGGAAGAAAAAAUCGAACAAGAGAGGAAAGAGUAUUACGAAUGCAAUGCUGACCGAGAAAAGCUACGUGCUAAGAUUGAGGAUAUGAAGGCAUCCAGUGAAGCUUCACGAGAAGAAAAUGAUGCAUUGUUGCUGGAGAUUGAUACGAUAACAAAAGACGUAGAUUCAUUGCGCCAUAGCCGGAAGAAGUUUUUUCAGCAGAUUGAAGAAAAGCGCAAUGCCAAUAAGAAGCUUCACACUUUGCUUGCGAGGGAGGAGCAAGCAAAAUUGCACUGUUUUGAAGAGCUAGCUGCUGUCCGUCUGCAGGUUUCAUCUCUGAGCACCGUGCACAAGCACCAAAAGAUAUUCAUCGAGUCAUCUAAGGAAUCGUUGCAAGCGAAGGAGAUUGAACUCGAGAAGAUGAAAAAUUAUGUGAAGACAAUUGAAGCCGAACGUGAGGCUUCAGAUGUUGAGAAGCGAAAGGUGUUGCGAGAUGCCGAAGUAGCAAAGAAGAUUUGCGAGACCGCAGAAAAGUCGCAGCGCGAGCAGCAAUUGCUGCAGGAGAAGCACAAGCCGUGCGAGAAGUGUGAGACGUUUAGCAAGAAGAUUGAGGAUAUACAACGUCAAGUGCAGAAUUCUAAAUUGGCGUCUACGGGUGAACUUACCGAUCUCGAGCGGUUUGAGCUGCGUGACUUGCAGAAACUCGUGAAUUGCUCAGUCUGUCAGGACCGGCGCAAGGACGUGAUCAUCUCCAAGUGCUUCCAUAUGUUCUGCAAGGAGUGCAUUGAAAACAACCUGAAAUCACGCAAUCGCAAGUGUCCUACGUGCAAAAAGAUGUUUGGCCAAGAUGAUGUCAAGUCGGUAUGGUUCACGUAG
Peronospora belbahrii is the source of this 2520-nucleotide messenger RNA. The record is from the annotation of a GenBank genome assembly. Lineage: Eukaryota; Oomycota; Peronosporomycetes; Peronosporales; Peronosporaceae.